Schistosoma margrebowiei is the source of this 843-nucleotide messenger RNA. Lineage: Eukaryota; Metazoa; Platyhelminthes; Trematoda; Strigeidida; Schistosomatidae. The record is from the annotation of a GenBank genome assembly.
UGACUACCUACUGGGUAGGUAGUGAAAGUUAACAAUGUACAACAGGGCAAGAGUUUGAUAAUCACGUUACCUUUGUCACACUCUUGUUGUCGUCUGAGAUAAAUGAUGUAAAUAACUACUUCUGGGAAUAAGGUUUUAUAUUCUAGUUUGAAAUUUAUGUAUUAAGGAUACACUACCAGCUUUCUGUAUGAGGCUGGUGGUUUUUGUUAACUUUUUAUCGGUUAUUUGAAGAUAUUUACACCUCUCAAUGUAGUUCCAAGCUUCAAAGCUUGGGAUGGAACUGAUUAACUUCCGAUGAUUUGGAAUAAUACUAUGAACAUAUCUCAAAAGACUAUCUCAAGACUAUUUAAAACACUUGGAAAAUUAUCAUAUCGUCAAGUUAACACAUUAUCAGAUGAUAUAAAUCAGGUAGUUCUGUUAGGUAAAGUGACUUUUUUACAUUUGAGUGAAAGCGCUAAUGAUAAAAAUGUCUAUGCAUCUAUUGGGUUAGUAACGAAAAAUAAUUAUAUGACUGCGAAUGGAUAUUCAUCUACCUUAGCUUUUCAUACUGUGUUUGUUUUCAAGCAAUCAUUUGUGGAUAAAGUUAAACAUUUAACUAAAGGUGAUCGAUUAUGUAUUAUUGGUCAAUUGAACUCUUAUUCUAAUCCUAAUGGUUAUUGGCGUUCUAGUGUUACAGCUGAAAUAGUGAGUCCACUUACUGGAUUAUCAACAGUUGAUACCGAUGAUGAUGUUAUACAAGCUGAAAAAGUUGAAGAAGACGAAGAGAUUUUAACAGAUGAAAUGAAUGAUAAAUUUGAUACUGAAAAAUAAUACACUUCAGUAUAUAUAUAUAUAUAUAUAUAU